AUGGGGAGUUGCUUGAGCAAUCAGAUAAAGGCUGAGAGCUCUUCUCAAACAGGCAUGGGUUCGUCUAAAAUGGCGAGUCGAGACGAGGCGGAUUUAAGUAACUUGAGCCUCAAGACAUCCUCCGUGCCUCCGACUCCCAGAACAGAAGAUGACAUUUUGCAGUCUCCCAACCUUAAAAGCUUCACCUUGAGCGAUCUUAAAUUAGCCACCAAAAAUUUCCGCUCGGACAGCGUCUUAGGAGAGGGAGGUUUCGGCUCGGUUUACAAAGGGUGGUUGGACGAAAAUACCCUUGCGGCUUCGCGGCCCGGUUUGAGUAUGGUUGUGGCCGUUAAAAAGCUGAACCAGGACGGGUGGCAAGGGCACAAAGAAUGGCUGGCUGAGAUCAACUAUCUUGGGCAAAUUCGUCACCCGAAUCUUGUGAAGUUAAUCGGCUACUGUUUGGAGGAUGAACACAGGCUUUUGGUGUACGAGUUCAUGUCAAAGGGUAGCUUGGAUAAUCAUCUAUUCAGGAGAGGAUCGUACUUUCAGCCACUCCCAUGGAGCUUGAGAAUGAAGAUUGCUCUUGAUGCUGCAAGAGGGCUCGCUUUUCUCCACAGUGAUGAAAUAAAAGUGAUAUACAGAGACUUCAAGACUGCUAAUAUCCUACUUGAUUCGCACUACAGUGCGAAACUUUCUGAUUUCGGGCUCGCCAGGGAUGGGCCCGCUGAUGAUAAAAGUCAUGUCUCGACUCGGGUUAUGGGAACUUACGGUUAUGCGGCUCCUGAAUACUUAUCCACAGGCGAACAAAAUCUUGUCGACUGGGCCAAACCUUACCUGACCAACAAACGAAGGAUUAUCCGGGUCAUGGAUACCCGGCUUGAGGGCCAAUAUUCACUGGGUCGGGCUGUGAAGGCUGUGGGCCUUGCUCUCCAGUGCUUGUCCACAGACGCCCGGUUGAGGCCCAUUAUGAAUGAGGUGGUGAAAGCCUUGGAGGAGCUUCAAGAUUCGCAAAACGAGAAAAAGGAAAAACGGAUAAAUCGACAUAAUAAUAACCAGUCGAAGGAAGCACGUAAACACAAGGCUUAUCCUAGGCCUGCGGCUAUCGUUCUUUAG
This is a messenger RNA of Striga hermonthica, 1092 nucleotides long. The record is from the annotation of a GenBank genome assembly. NCBI's taxonomy places the organism in Eukaryota, Viridiplantae, Streptophyta, Magnoliopsida, Lamiales, Orobanchaceae.